UCGGGCGGCCGAGGUUUGUUUCCUUGAAAAGGCUCCAGGCUUCGGCUUGGAAAACCCAACCGCCAAAAUUGAGCCCAGCAGCUGGAGCGGCAGCGAGAGCCCUGCCGAAAACAUGGAGAGGAUGAGCGACUCGGCAGAUAAGCCGAUUGACAAUGACGCGGAGGGGGUCUGGAGCCCCGACAUCGAGCAGAGCUUUCAGGAGGCCCUGGCGAUCUAUCCGCCGUGUGGGAGGAGGAAAAUCAUCUUAUCAGACGAAGGCAAAAUGUAUGGUAGAAAUGAAUUGAUAGCCAGAUACAUCAAACUCAGGACAGGGAAGACAAGGACCAGGAAGCAGGUGUCUAGUCAUAUACAGGUCUUAGCAAGAAAGAAAGUUCGAGAAAUUCAAGCCGCCAUUAAGGUGUCUAGUCACAUUCAGGUUCUUGCCAGAAGGAAAUCUCGUGAUUUUCAUUCCAAGCUAAAGGUAACAAGCAUGGAUCAGACUGCUAAGGACAAGGCCUUGCAGCACAUGGCUGCCAUGUCAUCAGCCCAGAUCGUUUCUGCUACUGCUAUCCACAACAAGCUGGGGCUGCCUGGGAUUCCACGCCCCACCUUCCCGGGGGCACCGGGGUUCUGGCCUGGAAUGAUACAGACAGGACAGCCAGGAUCCUCACAAGACGUCAAGCCCUUUGUGCAGCAGGCCUACCCCAUCCAGCCAGCAGUCACAGCCCCCAUUCCAGGGUUUGAGCCUGCGUCAGCCCCAGCUCCCUCGGUUCCUGCCUGGCAGGGCCGUUCCAUCGGCACAACCAAGCUUCGCCUGGUGGAAUUUUCAGCUUUCCUUGAACAGCAGAGAGACCCGGACUCGUACAACAAACACCUCUUCGUGCACAUCGGGCAUGCCAACCAUUCUUACAGUGACCCGUUGCUUGAAUCUGUGGACAUUCGUCAGAUAUACGACAAAUUUCCUGAAAAGAAAGGUGGCCUGAAGGAACUGUUUGGAAAAGGCCCUCAGAACGCCUUCUUCCUCGUAAAAUUCUGGGCGGACUUAAACUGCAAUAUCCAAGAUGACGCCGGGGCCUUUUACGGUGUGAGCAGUCAGUACGAGAGUUCUGAGAACAUGACGGUUACCUGCUCCACCAAAGUGUGCUCCUUUGGGAAACAAGUAGUAGAAAAAGUAGAGACGGAGUAUGCAAGGUUCGAGAAUGGCCGGUUUGUGUACCGAAUAAACCGCUCGCCAAUGUGUGAAUAUAUGAUCAACUUCAUCCACAAGCUCAAACAUCUACCAGAGAAAUAUAUGAUGAACAGUGUUUUGGAAAACUUCACCAUUUUAUUGGUGGUAACAAACAGGGAUACACAAGAAACUCUCCUCUGCAUGGCCUGUGUGUUUGAAGUUUCAAAUAGUGAACAUGGAGCACAGCAUCAUAUCUACAGGCUUGUAAAGGACUGAACCUGGUUAUUUAUAUAGAUAGAAAUCUGUAUAUACACACACAUAUGUGCACACACACACUCUCUCCAUUAUCGAACGACUGACUGUAAACCUCACCACAGGUGAUGCCCUGGCCCCCAGGUCACACCCUGACUUUUCUAAAUCCUGUUUGAGUGAACUUAUUAUUAUUUUUUCAUGUGUUCUUGCUAUCAUUGUAGCUGUGAAAUUGUGAUGCAGUUUUUUGUGUAUUCCUCAGAUCUGCAACCCACAAUUCCUUGGGGAAGGUGAACCUUACCAGCCUAAACCUCUCUCUCUGCAGACCUGUUUCCUGUUGUGGUAGAAAAUAGUUCUGAGACAGAGGAUUGGCCACGGGGCAUUGACUGCCUUUAUACAAAUGUAUUUAGUUCUUUUGUUUGUUUUUCCAACAUAAAAUUCUUGUGUUAAGAUACAAGUAAAAUUAAUCUUUAAAUGUAAAUUAGUACAAGAAAACUAAGAUUCUUUAGACUUAUCUUUGUAAUUAAUUAGGGUGGAAGUUAUGGAAGAAUGUAAUUCACUAAAUUAUUUUUUAAACGAAAUCUUUCUUUCUUUUUAAAACCAAAUGUUAAACUAUAGCCUUAAGAAAUACUUGGUAGAAAUAUCCUAAUGAGACAAAUUUUUUACCUUCCCCUUCAAGGUUAAACUAAUAUCUUAGUUCAUUAAACUGUUGAAACAGGUGUUGCAAAGGAAGAAAUUGUCACCCCUUAUCCUUAACAUAUAUAGUAUAUUUAAAAAUGUAAAAUUGUAUUGUACUAAUGUGAUAAUUGAUUAUUUAAUGAAAAAGAAAAGAUGACUCUUUUUGCAAUAAGUAGAUAAUACUGAAACAAAUCUAAGCUUACAAUGUUAUAGUCUUGUGUGUGCAGUUACAUUUUAUAUGGUCAACCAAAUUUUUUUAUGGAGAAGAGUUCACAUUUGAACCACUGAAAUUUCACAGCAAAAAAUUUAAAAUUGGCAUGAAUACUGCACUGUGAGUUGCAAAGGAUGUAGAAUCCUGUGGCUGGGAGAAAACUGUCAUCAUCUGGACAAGUAGAAGGCUCAUCAGGCUUGGUCUCUGCUCCCCAGAUUGUCACUGUCGCAAGCCUCCUCACCAGCCUGUGGGUAGUUGGUUGCUGGUAACCCAACGUGCAUGGGAAGCUCUGUGUCCCUGCACGUGUGGAUAGUCCGUUCUCUGUGGUUUGCUAUUGCUCAUCACCCUCUCCUGAUCUGCAUUACAGACAUGGAUCUAUUUCCUCUGAGUCUCUUUCCUUGACAUCUCUUCAUAAGCCUCAAUGGCUCUUCAUGCGCUCUCUCUCCCCACUCCCCUCUCUCUGAUCUUUUCAAGCAGACUCUCUCAUUCUGGUAGUUCUGUUUCCAAGAGAGAUUUCACCUCUCUGAUCUGAGUAUUCCAAAGUGUUGCCCAGCAGCGUUGGUCUCAUGUGGCCAGUCUGGGGUUACUUUUCUACGUGCUUUCUCACUGGGGAAGCAAGAAAGGUUACCCCUCCACUGCCCAGGGAAGGCAAGAGGAAAGCUAGAGUUUCCUUAGACUCAUACACAUGCACACACGGAUAGGAAUAUGUGAACACAGUAGAAUAUGACAUAAACUUUUUAAGUUUAAAAAUCAAACAGCAUGGCGAAUUGUGUGUGUGUGUGUGUGUGUGUGUGCCAAGACUAUCAAGUAAAAUCCUACUUCUACUAUAUCCAGGUGGCACACACUCCUUCUUUGUUCCAACAUCUGCUCUGGCUGUGCGUCUAUGGUAUUCAGCUACUUGUGGUCUUCAGUGGUUGGGCGUGGCUGGCAUGUAGCUAAAAGAACCACACUGGAUUGACUCUUGUCUCCUCCCAGCUGCAUCCCUGGUUCCUGGGAAGACCUGAGGAGAAUGUGCAAGACUUUGUCAUUAGCAAUAUGCCUCCAUUAUGUAAGCCAGCAGGGCAUGGUUUCUCUUCAAGAGAGCUGCCUUGGUUCCCUGAAUCUAAGCCAGCCCUCAAAGAAUGGUUACCCUGGGUUUCCCCCGGUAGUCUUCAGAUCAGAUGUUUAAAGAUCUGUCCUGGGGAUGGCAUUAGUUAGUCCCUUAGGAAUGUUUCUUUAGCUUUGAUUUCCUACGUCCUUCCUCCAGAGGAAUGUCCUACUGUCCUGAGACCAGGCCCAUACGAAUGGGUACAAAUGAUCUCCUGUGGCUACAGGCCAGGCCAUCCCAGAAGGUGAUGGGGGAGAGGUCUACCACUCAGGAGUGAACUUGCCUCUCUAUACCUCCCAAGCUCUGGGGGUUUAUUUCUCAAGUACCACCUAGAGGGUAGUGGUUGUCAAUGGGGAGGGGUAUGCUUUCUCAGAAUUAAGAUAAUAUCUGUUUCCUCACUGCCUGCAUCCUCUUCUUCCAAAUGCCUUUCCCAUGCGAGGGGUAGGAAUGACUGUGAUUCACUUUUUGCUCUGAAAACAGCUAUCAAUUCUUUAAUAUAUAUAUAUUCAACCCCUCCCCUAACUUAUUUUCAUCCCCAUAUCUCAACCCCUCCCAGCUUCCUGUUCUUUCUCGCCUUUAAAGAAAGAAAAUAAUCACCAUCUUACAGUUACCAUUGCCAUGAUGAAACACCGUGACCAAAGAAACAGGCUGGGGAGUGAAGGGUUUACUUGGCAUACAUUUCUGCAUCAUAGUCCAUCACCAAAGGAAGUCAGGGAAGGAACCCCAGACCAGGAAUUAGUGCAGAAACCCUGAAGAGGUGCCGCUUACUGGCUUGCUCCUCAUGGCUUGUUUAUCCUGCUUUCUUAUAGAGUUCAAGACCAGCAGCCCAAGGAUGAUACCACCCACAGUGGGCUGAGCCUUCCCCUCUCCAUCACUAAUUAAGAAAAUGCCCUGCAGCCCCUCCCCCCCUGCCCUUUCAAGACAGGAUUUCUCUUCGUAACAGCCCUGGCUGUCCUGGAACUCACUCUGGUCUGGCCUGCCUGUGCCUCCUGAGUGUUGGAAUUAAAGGCGUGUGCCCCCACCACCCGGCUCUACAGCCAGUUCUUAUGGAGAUCUUUUCUCAAUUGAGGUUCCCACCUCUCAGAUGAUGACUAUAGCUUGUGUUAAGUUGAUAUAAAACUAGCCAGCACAUCCAGCAUGGCAAAUUCAUGCUGCCCAUAUACUUAAGGGUGUACAGACAUCCACUGGAACCACAACCACACUCUUCAAAGAAAACUGUCUUCGGCUACCCCAGAAGCUAUCAACUGUCAGUAGCUCCUCAGCCUUGGAUGGAGGCUCAUGAGCCCUUCCCAGCCUCCCUCAGUGCUGGAAUUUGCCCAGCUUGUUCUCACGGCUGCUGUGGGUUUAUGAGAGCAAUGACCCUAAGCUCCAGUACCCCCUGCCCCACCUCCUGCUUGUAACAUGAGGGCCGGCUUGUUGGGGUAUCUGUUCCCGCCUGGUACCCCACAGCCGGCAAGUCCCAGAGAAAAUCAAUCACACAGAGAUCUCUAUAAGUUAUAAAGCUGAUUGGCCCAUUAGGUCAGGCUACUUAUUAGUUCUUAUGACUUAUCUUAACCCAUUAUUCAUUAUUCUGAUCUAUGUUAGCCACAUAGCUUGGUACCUUUUUCAGCUGUCAGCUCACAUGUUGCCACUUCGGUGGUCUGGGCAGGAGUGGCAGAGGGAGCUUCCUGCUUCCCAGAAUAUUCCUGUCCUCAUCGCCCUGCCUCUACUUCCUGUCUUGUUGACCCACCUAUACUUCCUGCCUGGCCAAUCAGCGUUUUAUUAAAAUACAUGAUUGACAGAAUACAGAUAAUUCUUCUGCACCACCUGCUCUCCCAGUCUUUCUGUCUAUAGGAGUCUUCUGGAGUGUCCCUGUCUAAUCAAUACUCAGUUAUCCCAGACUCGCUUUAUCUCCCACAUGAAAGCCUUGGGUGGGAUUGCGUCUACUCCUUCUUGGCUCCUUCUCUCUUAUAACUCCCUUGCCGAGUCCUGUCCUCUCUCUUCCCUCACCCCUCCCUUCUUAGUGUUGUCUCACAGUGGUUCUAGGACAGCUCUGUCAGGGACAUAUGUAGGCAUCUUCCUUGCUCACCACCUAGUUUAGAAGCCAUCUUUUCAACGAAGAGACCUACAUGUCCUGAGACCCCCACAGUCCAGCCAACUAGAGUGAGGGACAUUUUGGCUAGUUCGCUGGCCAUUGCCCUGUGCACUCUCAGAGGGUUUUAGAAUCCGUGGCCACUUUCACAGUUCUUACAGCUCAUUGCCCGGGGUUGCGCAAGGUUCAACCUUACGUGAAAACGGCUGCCCUCUCUUACUUGUCGUUAGCAUAUUGAUAACCAGUUUUUCUCCUCUCAUCCUGUGAAAGCUUCUCUCCUAUAAGCCUCUUUGUGGGGGAAGGGGGUCAGGGUGCUGUUCUUCAGCAUCCUCCCUCCUCCUGUACAGCUACCAUCUCUUUCCAGUCACCCUUUCUCUCAUCUCUUGGAAAGCUGGGUACAGCUAGCCAACACCUUCCCUGUAGCCAUCUGACUUCCAUUUAAAGAGCAUUUCUGUUUUGUCCUGUAGCCCUUACCUUACCGGGACUUAAAAAGAGUCGUGCGGCCCCCCCCCCCCCCGGUUUGGUUCUCACAAGCUCCCACUCUUCCUCGUCCUUUAGUUGUUGGGGUUGUUGGGGUGUGUUUCCUUGGCACUGCUUCAUACCAGCUGUUGUGUCUCUUCCGGCUUUCGGGAUGGAGUGGACCUGGGUCUGUUCAGGAAGGUGGCUCUUACUCAAGCCAAAAGAGAACACAGUUCAUUCCCCUUCACACAGCGGGUGAGAGGUGCCUGGUCCAGAGCCUCCCGGCUAGUUAGUCACAGACAAGGGUGAGGGCUUCUCUUCCUUCUUCAGCCUCUUCUGGGUGGAAGCCAUCUUUCCUUGGUGCUCUGUGCUUAAGUGGUCCCCGAGAAUGCAUGGGCAGGGUCAUUUCAGAUCCCCGGGAGCUGUCCGGGGACCAUAAGCAGAUGGCAAGUCUGAUGCAUCUCUACACUUCCUCGGGGGACAGUUCUCCAGCCACAGGCUUUGAGUCAAAUUUCUGUUUGCCACCCAUCCCAGCAGCAGAGUCCUGCUCACACACCAGCCAAAACAGAACCUUUGGUGUUGAAAUUCCUCAAAGGACUUUUAGAUCCAGGUCUUCAUUAGGCUUCGAUACCAUGGUGGCAUUAGCCACUGUUUUUAUACAACCGCAACUAUUGAAGUCACAUGACGGUCAGUUUUACAAACCAGGUACCUGUAAUUUGUAUACUUUUUGUAUCUGCUCUGGUAUACCACACCUGUCCUAAGGAAGGGUAGAAUAACUAACUGUGUGUCGGGGUCCUCACCUGUGACGUUAGGAGGAUGCACGAGUUGCUGACUUCUCUGUUGAUGUUUCUGUGGCUAAGCCCUGCACGUGUCUUUUCUGAAAAGCCUUAAAUCUUGGAGAUGUCACGUCGUAGGGUGUCGGUGUGACAGGCUGCCUGGGAACCGUGAGCCCUUCUGUAAGCUGGAAGCAUUUCUCUUACUACUGUUACUUUUCCUUUCCUUUAAGGGAGUUUUCACUUCCCAGCUGCCAAAGCCUCCCAGUGAAGCAGUGCCUUAGUACUACCUUAGUAGCCGCCAGCCUUUUCUCAAGCCUCUUCUCGGUGUCCAUUUGCUAAUUGGCCCAGAUCCGAAGCAGGACAAGCCAAAUCCUUCUUAUUUUUGUUUCAAAAGCCCGUUUUUAAAUCCAGCUCUAUAGGAAGCUGAGGACUUGGUUUCAGACAAGCCGAAUCGGAACCCAAGUCCGUCCUUUGACCUUGCUCUCACAUCCGUAUCCAUACCAAAACUAAAGGCUGCCACUCCGCAGUUUACCAUGAAGAGUGAAUUGUACUUUUCAUUGAUGCCUUUUUAAAUUCAUGACCAAAUACUUAGCUAUUUGUGAAUCUUCUGCACUCCCGCAUGAAAGUGCCUUUGGCUCGAGAUUCCAGCUUAGAAAGUGCCACCGUAAUAACGACAAUUUGUAGAGAGACCAAAAAUAUUUUGAGAUCACCAUAAUGCCUUUGGUUAACCGGGAUGAGUAACCAAUCACAGGCCUCUAUCCACGAGAGCACCGCGUGGUCCCUGCCUGCUGUGAGUCUGCCUGCCAGUGGGGACCCCACCACCACUCACCUAUAGCACAGUGCGGCAGCGGGGAACCCCGCGAACUGUUGUGUCUGUGUGUGCCGACUCCCCCCACCUCCCACUGCCCGGCAUGUCCGUCAGCUGUCACCCAGCUCUGCAUCCCUGGGAAGGAACUCGCGCACAAGCACCCGAAUCCCGGCCAGCGGACAGACACCACGGCUUCGCCUUCUCCCUGUGUCCGUGUCCAGUCUGUGGGAUGACAGUGCGCGCUUGCCCGCUUUACACAGCGAUACCGUUCGGUUGUUGGAAGCCUCGCGUUGAGAUGACAGUGCAGAACAAAAAUUAAAAAUGGGUUCAUUAGGGUCAUUGCAGUCGAAGUGUCUCUGGGCAAAUUUUCUGGCUCCGGAUGUCCGAAUGUGCUGUGAGAGACUUCCAAAGAGCACAACAUUUGCAAUUUGGCAUUUUCAAGAAUGUUCUAGUCCUCAGAGAGCCAACUCUUUGAAGUAUGUGUCAGCUUAGAGUAAAAUCUUUGUGCAUCUGGAAAACCCUACAGUAAGGAAAAGGACAACGGAGGCAAAAAGGAGCCAGGAAGAAAAAUAGUUUGCUUGGUUUUUUUUCUUCUCUUUUCCUUUCUUUUUUUUCUUUCUUUUCUUUUCUUUUCUUUUUUUUUUCCAAUUCCUUUGCUGAUGUAAGUGUAAAAGUAAUGACAGAUAACUUUGGAAGUUAGCCUCGAAACACUACCACAUGUGUUCUCUCUGUCCUUCCCUGGUGUCUAAGAAGCAGCCGCUCUGGGCUCUGAAAUCACAGAAGUGAUUUGUAUCCACCCCAAGUUGUAUAAAAGUCCUGUUUGUUUUGUUUUUUUUUAAAAAAAAACCAAUUAUCAAAUGGAAAGGAGAAUUCCUUAGUACAGGUUAGGGUUAGUUGUCUGGUGUCUUGGACUCCUCCCUGGCAGGAACACACCACAACUUGAAGAAAUGAGUCAAACGUGUUUCCUUGUGCCUCCUCCUAGUCAUUGCUGUCUUGUUUGGCGGUAGUUGUCUCUCCUAAACUCUUGCUUAUAUCCUUAAAAAUGAAGGUUUUGUGUUCUAAAUGUACUGCAUUGCAAAGGGUAGGCCUCACUGAAGUCAUGCGCCGUUGACUAAGAUAUCUGUAUUUAUUGCGCCUUCCUUACCUGUUUUUCCUGUGAAUCUGCAUUGGGUUCCUGUGCCCCACACUACAUCGCUUUAGGUAGAAGCAGCAUUUGUGUUGUGUCCCCACCCUUGUCGUGACCAUAGGGUCAGAUCCCACGAGGCUGCAGCCUUGCUCAGCCUGGCCCUUGUUGGUUUUCACCAUGGACAUUCUAUUUCCCCUCCUUCUUAGAAAGGCGGGCAGAAUCCACACGUCCCAUCAUUUUGGAAAACCUGUCCAUGAGUUUUGUGUUUUUAUUUUUCAAAUUAAUUGUUUUCUGUGAUUAGUUUCACUGUGUAAACUAGAUAUUAACUGCACUUCUUUAAAAACAAUGUACGUCUCCUGUUACCUCCUUGAAAGAUCAACUUCUCUAGGCCUUUUUCAGUGGGCUUAUGACUUCAGACAAGGAAAAAAAUAGUAAAAACAAAAACAGUACGUGCCUGAAAAAUGACAAAAAAAAUCUUUUUUUUUGGUGACGUUUAAAAAACCUGAAAAGCCUUGACUUCUUUGAUACGCUCGAAUUUUAUGAAAAUUGGUUUUUGCCUCGUGUGUUUGUUCCCGUUCUAAGCGACUUCAUGGCUUCUCUGUUGUCUCUUGUGUAAAGUGUAUAGGAUGGGCUUGUGGCGUAAGCGUUUCAUCUGGUCAGUGGUUCCUUUGAUAUUGUACUGCUACUGGAUCUGGAUCUUCCGGAACCUGAGCCUUUGGGUGACUAGGUCCUCUUUGGGGAGACCACAGAGAAAGAGGUAGAGGGGCUUAUCCACGUUUUCUUAAACUGUUUGCAGAAACUUUCAAAAGGCAUUUGGCUAAAGCUCCCGGCAGUACAGUAUUCUUGUAUUCGUUAACGUUUGUGUUUAGGUACUGGUACCUUUUUGUUUAAAAAUGUUGUAAGUGUUGGCUUUAAAGUGAAUUUAUCUUUAGUAUGAUAGUUAUAUGAAAAUUAUAGGGUUUGUGUGCAGAGAAUUUUUUUAUAAAGUGCUUUGUAAAAAAAAUGUAUUCUAGCUUUCGCGGUACAUAUGUGUGAUAACUUUAAUAUCCAUGACAGUUAAGUGCAAUUAUUUCUUCACUCUAAAAAUGCUAUUUUUGUGUCAGUUCCUGCAGGUGUUUUCAUGUCUUUGCAAAGUGACACAUUUUGAUGCCUUCUUGAUAAAGUGGUAGACAUUUUGUAGCUUUCUAGAAACUUUGUAUCCAUACGGUAUCAAUGAAAAAAAUAAAGAAAAUGAAAGUGUGGGUUA
Myodes glareolus (Bank vole) is the source of this 9858-nucleotide messenger RNA. Lineage: Eukaryota; Metazoa; Chordata; Mammalia; Rodentia; Cricetidae. The record is from RefSeq and is a predicted model, not a curated record.